Molecule: messenger RNA, 1344 nt
Organism: Hyla sarda
Lineage: Eukaryota; Metazoa; Chordata; Amphibia; Anura; Hylidae
Gene: SRSF5
Product: serine and arginine rich splicing factor 5
Exons: 8
Coding region: 150-974 (274 amino acids)
Cellular component (GO): ribonucleoprotein complex; cytoplasm; nucleus
Molecular function (GO): mRNA binding
Source: RefSeq, a predicted model, not a curated record
GAACAACUGAGCGGGGUGCUCACGUGACGCAGACCACGCCUCUCCUGCAGCUCCGCCCCCGUGCAGUUGGUUACGCCGCAGAUUUCGAGGUGCGCCAUUCUGGGAGCUGCAGCUGGAGAGACAGGUUUCUUUUGUUCUAACAUAUCAACAUGAGCGGUUGUAGAGUUUUCAUCGGUCGGCUGAACCCGGCUGCCAGGGAGAAGGAUGUCGAACGAUUCUUCAAAGGAUAUGGGAGGAUCAGAGACAUCGACCUCAAACGAGGCUUUGGCUUUGUGGAAUUUGAAGACUCAAGAGAUGCAGAGGAUGCAGUUUAUGAGCUUGAUGGGAAAGAACUGUGCAGUGAAAGGGUUACCAUUGAGCAUGCACGACUUCGUUCCAGAGGUGGUGGCAGCAGAGGAAUGGGGCGGGGAAGAUUCCCUGAUCGUUUCAAUAGUCGUCGCCCACGUAAUGAUAGAAGUGCUCCACCUGUAAGGACUGAAAAUCGUCUCAUUGUCGAGAAUUUAUCAUCCCGUGUCAGCUGGCAGGAUUUGAAAGACUUCAUGAGACAAGCGGGCGAAGUUACAUUUGCUGAUGCACAUAGACCAAAACUAAAUGAGGGGGUUGUUGAAUUUGCAUCUUACAGCGAUCUAAAAAAUGCUGUUGAGAAACUAUCCGGCAAGGAGAUCAAUGGCAGAAAAAUCAAGCUGAUUGAAGGAAACAAAAGGCACAGGUCAAGAAGCCGUUCCCGUUCCCGCAGCAGAAGCUCAUCCAGGUCUCGCAGUCGUUCCCGCUCCAGGAGUAGGAAGUCCUACAGUCGCUCUCGCAGCCGUAGCCGUACUCCCCGUAGUAACCAUAGCAAAUCUAGAUCUGUGAGUAGGUCCCCUGUUAAAGAAAAAUCCCCAAUGGCUGCAUCUAGAAGCCCAUCAAAAUCCCCUGCAUCUGCUGACCAUCAGAGGUCUCGGUCGAGGUCUCGAUCUGUUGACAGCAGAAACUGAACAAUAUCUUUUUUUUUUAUAAUUUUUUUUUUUAUUCUUCCCUUGUGUUUUUUAUAUAUUUUUUUUUGUGAAGUGUAUAUACUUGCUAAAUCUUAUCAGAUGAGAGGACACUAGACAUUUUGUUUUUAAUUUUUUUUUUUUUUUGUGGACCACUGCCCAGUAGAUUCUCAACUUGUCUUUUGAUAAACAUCACCUCAUCUGAACUGUACAGAUUGUGUAAAUGUACCUUUUCAUAUGUAUUUUGGCAUGAGAUGAAUUUUGUCUCAUGUCUACUGCUGUAUAUAGCUGUACUUUCUACCCUUUCACCCAACUCCCUUAAAAUAUUUCAUUUGUGAAAUAUGCCGUUUAAAUAAACUUUAUUAAAGACCUA